AUGAUGACCUACAACCUCAUCAUCUCUUUCAUCUCCUUCCUCACCGGAUUUCUGGCUUUCGCCUCUACAGCCGUAGCCCUCCCAGCCACCGCCGGCGACCAGAAUGCGGAGUCGAACGUUGACUUGGUAACCAGCCCUGUGACGCAUCCGGCUUCGCAGCAUAUCCAGUAUCCUCGUGUCGACUCUACUUCUUCUCCUUCUUCGCCGCCUCUCGCUCGCCAUCCACGACGAUGGCUUCAAAAGGAGAUAAUCUCCCCUCCUGUCCCAAAUGUCCGCGCAGAAAACAUAAACAAAACCACCGCAAUAACCCCCCGCGGCGAUUCUUCCUCUCACAACCAUACACCACCUAUCCCAAGCACCGAAGGGGAAGAUACCACCACCACCACCCUCCUCUCCCCUCCUCCAGUGGCCUCCUCUGCCCCCUCAAACACAACUACUACAAACCCAACCACCACCACAAUAGAAAAGCGAGGCGGCCCCCGCAAAUUGUGCGCCCAAUACAAGACCUUCAUCGACGAAUCCUCCCCCUCCAGAUCCCCUUUGCUGAAAGACUGCAUCCAAAUAGUGUGCAACCACGCCGGCGGCAAGGACGGCGGCGGGGACUGGGUCUUCAUGGCGGGGUCGAAGCGCACCAUCGCCACUUUUGGGAGCUGCGCAUUCAGUAUUUCCGCUGGCGGCGGCGUGGCGAAGGACCAGUGGCUGUUGUUUAGAACCGAGGAUGUGCGGAUUGUCAUCGAGAAAUUCUUUAUGAGGCGGGCGGGAAUGUGA
This is a messenger RNA of Sordaria macrospora k-hell, 768 nucleotides long. RefSeq lists its product as uncharacterized. Lineage: Eukaryota; Fungi; Ascomycota; Sordariomycetes; Sordariales; Sordariaceae. The record is from RefSeq and is a predicted model, not a curated record.